Molecule: messenger RNA, 546 nt
Organism: Knipowitschia caucasica
Lineage: Eukaryota; Metazoa; Chordata; Actinopteri; Gobiiformes; Gobiidae
Source: the annotation of a GenBank genome assembly
AUGAAGAACCUCUCAUCCUCAGCUGCAAAGUGUGGCCCUGCUGAUGGCGAGCCUCCUCCAGACCUCCUCCAGCAGCUGCUUCAGUACACUACACAGAGAAUGCGUAACGUGAGCCACAGUUCCUCCCGAAGCGUGGACGUCUUCCAAGGUGUCUUUGCUCUCUCGCAUGUGGGGCGGUCCAGGACGUCUCCCUACAAAAGAUCACCGGACUCGAGGCUUGAUCAGAAGAACGCAGUCAGACAGAAGGUCAAGUCUACACCAGCCUCCUCAGUCUCCGUCCGUUUCCUACGCAGAGACCUGUGGCAGCGAGCCUAUGAUAUAUUCACCAGGGUUGAUGUGGUUGGCUCGCUGCGACUGAGCUGUGUGGUAAAUGAUGAGGUUGUGCGAUCGCCCGCGGUCUUAUCAGGACCGUGUUUGCCCAGCGCUGCUCUGUGCGGCUCCAGAUCACGCUUCCUGAUUACAGAGCGUGUGCAGCACCUGAGCUUCAGCUGGAGGACACGCUCUCAUGGAGAACACACUAACAAGCCGGAGCAGAGAUAUCAGUGA